This is a messenger RNA of Vanrija pseudolonga, 1042 nucleotides long. It is a transcript of the gene MRGBP, whose product is annotated as MRG/MORF4L-binding protein. The record is from RefSeq and is a predicted model, not a curated record. Bases 151 to 969 code for a protein of 272 amino acids. Gene Ontology annotation, biological process: regulation of transcription by RNA polymerase II. The transcript has 5 exons. Lineage: Eukaryota; Fungi; Basidiomycota; Tremellomycetes; Trichosporonales; Trichosporonaceae. Gene Ontology annotation, cellular component: nucleus; NuA4 histone acetyltransferase complex.
CCUCCCGCCCUCGCCGAUUCCCGUGAAUGGAGCCGAGCCCGCCCUGAAAGCCACGGCAGCCUCCACCUUUGCUACCACCACCACCGCGACGUCGACGACGAUAUCGUCGCCGGGGGCACAUCAUCACUUCUUGGCCUUGCUCGCCACGACAUGACGGUAGAGGCCAUGCUCUCGCCCAGGCAAGAGGCGACGCCGCUAGUGUCCGAUUUGGAGCUCGAGUCGGCCAUACUCAAGGGCGUGGCGUCCCACCGGCCUGUCGGCCAACACAAGCACAUCCUCGUCAUCGCCCUCCAGGCGCAGGUGCACGAGCAGACGGGCAUAUGGGUCCCGAUCGACACGCUGUGGGGACAUCUUGGCGGGCUGUAUGAUCUCGACGCGCUGGACAGUAUGUCAUCCUCCGCCCCCUCGCUCCCCGACUCCCCCGUCGCCCUCUCCCCCCUCCAGCGCCCAAAGCGACGACGACCACGGCGCGGGUCCGCUUCGUCCGGCUCGUCGCUCAGCUCACCAUCGCCGUCCCCGCCGCCAGGCCCGAGCCGGAGCGCGCGCGUGAUUGACAGCGGGCACUUUGCGCGCAGCUUUGAGCUGCCGCUAGGCCGGGCGCCGGAUGCCGGAGGGUCUGGCAGUAGUAGCACUCGCGAGCGGCGCAAGUCGACGCCUGGGCCUGGGCCGGGCGCAGUGCGCCGCGAUACCGACUCGGCAGCGACGUCGGACGAUGACGAGCCCGACGACUGGAGCGCCCUGGUGUAUCCCCGUGCGAUUGGCGGCGACGAGGACGAGGCGGCGUGGGAGGCCGGCGUGGCGGCGCAGAUGGAGCGCACGGAGAAGAAGGCUGGCGGGAGUAGGCGUGCCUCUGGGCAGGGGCAGGAUAGCGGGGACGAGAAGCGCAGGCGGAAGGGCAAGAAGGGCAAGCGUGGGCGCGGGGACAGCGAGAGCGAGGAUGAGCGACCUGCCGGACGGCAGCGGCGAUAGGCGAGCGACAGCAGCAGCAGCAACAACUACAGCGCGUAAUAGAGGCGCACACACAAGAUGCAUAGACACUGGG